UGAUUCAGUGAUUCUUGCUAUCACGCACCCCCUCUCUCAACCAUCCAUCAACAGAGCCGCCUGGAUUCUCCGAGUCUUUGAUUUUUCUUGACAUUCAAAAGAAAUCUUCGCUCCGUCGUCAAAGUCGCGGCAUGCUCUGCUGACGGAUAUAAACAAAAUUUGUGCCGUUUACAUAUUUCACGUUUUUUUCGCGUGCAUUUAAUUUAGAGAUGGUGGCGGUAAGAGCAGCGCCGCCGUUGAUUUGUGGUGCUUCGCCAGACUUUGAGUCUGGAAAGUUGAUGUCACCGCCGAUUCCGAAGCCUGUAUUCGUGCCGUUCCCGGCGAAUGGUUCUGGUAGUAAUUUGGGGCUGAAUGGUUGCAGUGUGAGAUCGAGUUCUUUGGGCCCAUUCAAGGCAGUGGAGGAAUCAACGGCGUCUUUGGAGAAUGGCCGCACUCCCGCUGCUCCCGUCAAUGGUAAAGGUCUUCACCAGAUUGGAAAGUCAACAAACAUUUUGUGGCACAGAUGUCCGGUGGAGAAAGUUGAUCGGCAAGAGUUACUUCAGCAAAAGGGAUGUGUCAUAUGGAUUACUGGACUCAGUGGUUCAGGAAAAAGCACUCUGGCAUGUGCUCUAAGUCGAGGCUUGCACUCAAGAGGAAACCUGACCUACAUCCUUGAUGGUGACAACGUUCGUCAUGGUAUAAACAAUGACCUUAGUUUUAAAGCAGAAGACCGUGCAGAAAACAUACGAAGAAUUGGGGAAGUAGCGAAGUUAUUUGCAGAUGCUGGUAUUAUUUGUAUUGCUAGUUUGAUAUCCCCCUAUAGAAAGGAUCGUGAUGCUUGUCGGGCAUUAUUACCAGAAGGAGAUUUCAUUGAGGUGUUCAUGGACGUGCCACUCCAAGUUUGUGAGGCUAGGGACCCAAAGGGACUGUACAAGCUUGCUCGGGCCGGAAAGAUUAAAGGAUUUACUGGGAUCGAUGAUCCAUAUGAACCACCAUUAAACUGUGAGGUCCUAAUACGACAGAGGAAAGACGAAUGUGCUUCCCCAACUGAGAUGGCUGAGACUGUUAUCAGUUACUUGGAGGAGAAAGGGUACUUGCAAGCAUGAUACGCGAAAAGGGCCUUAGGGCCUUCCAGUUUUCAGUCGCUUAUGCUUUCUUACCUGUAAAUAACAUACAAUGGGAACUUCCUCGACUUUCCUGCCAUUUCAAGUCCUAUCAUAUUUCAUUUUUAGAAUCAACUAGUCAUUUGAUUAAUUGAGAUGUUCAUUAUUAUUUGUACUAUGAAUUUUGCUGCUUGUGCAUCAAAAAUAAGGCACAGUAAGAAAUAAGGUCGAAAUUCUGCCGUGUAGGUUGUAUCAUCUUGCAAUUUUGAAUGUUCAUAUUGUAAUAAAGGUCUUGUCAAGACUUAAUGUCUUGCAAAACCUUGUGUAAACCUUUACCUUUAAUAAUACCAGAGUAGAAUGUUUGUUGUUA
Messenger RNA from Tripterygium wilfordii, 1452 nucleotides. Its product is annotated as adenylyl-sulfate kinase 3-like. The record is from RefSeq and is a predicted model, not a curated record. The transcript has 7 exons. Lineage: Eukaryota; Viridiplantae; Streptophyta; Magnoliopsida; Celastrales; Celastraceae. Gene Ontology annotation, molecular function: ATP binding; adenylylsulfate kinase activity. Gene Ontology annotation, biological process: sulfate assimilation. Bases 210 to 1085 code for a protein of 291 amino acids.